Molecule: messenger RNA, 1917 nt
Organism: Solanum tuberosum (potato)
Lineage: Eukaryota; Viridiplantae; Streptophyta; Magnoliopsida; Solanales; Solanaceae
Product: IQ domain-containing protein IQM6-like
Exons: 8
Coding region: 1-1917 (638 amino acids)
Source: RefSeq, a predicted model, not a curated record
AUGGGAAUUACAUUUUCCUGUCCGUUUGCCAAUUUCGAGGAUUUGGAUAGUCGGGUUGAAUCAUAUUUGGUGAGAACAUUAAGUUUAGGAAGUGAUGAUAUGAAGAAUGUGUUACAGCCAAGGAAUUUCAAUGACCAAAUUACUAGAAAGUCGAAAAUCUUGAAGUCAUUUGGUUCUGGGAAUAUGAUCCUUGAGGGAACUCUAACCUAUAAAAGGAGGGAAUUUGAGGCCAAGAUUGCAUUGAGGACUCUUAUUUCUGAUAAGGAGGAAAAGAAGAUCAAUAGAUCAGACAACCCGUGGAACAGGGCUGAAGUUUCUCCGAAAUUGCAUAGUAUCUCCGAUAAAGAUACUAGGAUGUUGCCAGUAGAGUAUGGAAAGCAUAGAGAUCAGGCUGCUGUAAAGUUGCAGAAAACAUAUAAAAGUUUUCGUACACGAAGACAGCUAGCUGAUUGUGCUGUUCUAGUUGAGCAUAGAUGGUGGAAGCUACUGGAUUCUGUUGAACUAAAGCACAGUUCUAUAUCAUAUUUUGACACCAAGAAACUUCAAACUGCUGUUUCUCGUUGGUCACGAGCAUUAACUAGAACUGCGAAGGUCGGUAAAGGUCUGUCCAAAGAUGGGAAAGCACGUAAACUUGCUUUGCAGCAUUGGCUUGAAGCAAUUGAUCCUCGACAUCGUUAUGGACACAACCUUCGAUUUUAUUACAACAAGUGGCUCCAAGCUGACAGUAAACAACCCUUCUUUUAUUGGUUGGACAUAGGUGAAGGUAAAGAAAUAAAUCUUGAGAGGUGUGCUAGACCGAAACUUCAACAAGACUGCAUCAAGUAUCUUGGACCGAUAGAGAGGGAGGCAUAUGAAAUUGUCAUUGAGGGUGGAAAAUUCUUAUACAAGCAGAGUAGAAGGCUUCUCGAUACGAGAGGAGGCCCUCCAGAGGCAAAGUGGAUCUUUGUGCUAAGCGUGUCCAAAAUCUUGUACGUUGGGAUGAAAAAAAAAGGCACAUUUCAGCAUUCAAGUUUCCUAGCAGGUGGUGCCGCGUUGUCUGCUGGGAGAUUAGUGGCGGAAGAUGGUAUUAUAAAGGCAGUCUGGCCUCAGAGUGGACAUUAUCUCCCCACAAAGGAGAAUUUCGAAGCAUUCAUGUUAUUUCUUAAGCAACAUCACGUUGAUAUCGCUGUUAAAUUCACCAAUUAUGAGGAGGACGCGCCCUCUAUCAGGAAAGAAUGUCGUACUAGCAUAUGUAAACACUUAUCAGUCUCGGAUUUCAGCCAAUUCAACAAAGAGAGCAUCCUCAAAAGCUCGGACACAAAGAGGAUUGAUUCUACCAACAAGGAUUGUGAUGACGAAGACUUUUCAGUACCACAUUUUCCAAGUCAGUCCCGAGGAGUACGACCCAAAAUCGCUGUUGAAAUACCGGAAAAGGAAGGCAUAUUCGAGUUGUUUAAGGAGACAGCCCAACAGGUACAGCCUGUGGAAACUCCAGCAGAUGGAUACGAAACACCAGACGAGUACUUAUCAGAUACAGAGUUUUCAGUUUCGAAGAAGAAUUUAUUCGAUCAUGAAAAUGAAGAGGAAUUCAAAGAACCUGUUCCUGAAGAAAAGAUAAUCAAGAGAAUACAUUCACAUAUAGGCAUGAAAUCAAAUCAUUUGGCUCAUCAAUUGUCUUCAUGUAAAUGGUCAACUGGAGCUGGACCUCGUAUCGGUUGCAUGAGGGACUAUCCAUCUGAGCUCCAAUUUCGCGUAAUGGAGGAAGUUCAAUUGUCUCCGAGAACUGCAUUUCCAGCUUCCUCAAAAUGUGCUCGUCGUUAUACGCCAACAAUCUUUUCUAGAGAAGCAAAUGAUCAAGGCAAAAGACCUGAUUUUGAACUAGUUGUAUUUUGUGAAUCAGAUAGUCCAUCAGUAAAAAGAGAAGCAGUUUUUGGUUGA